Molecule: messenger RNA, 5168 nt
Organism: Melopsittacus undulatus (budgerigar)
Lineage: Eukaryota; Metazoa; Chordata; Aves; Psittaciformes; Psittaculidae
Gene: MFN2
Product: mitofusin 2
Exons: 19
Coding region: 223-2490 (755 amino acids)
Biological process (GO): mitochondrion localization; mitochondrial fusion
Cellular component (GO): mitochondrial outer membrane
Molecular function (GO): GTPase activity; GTP binding
Source: RefSeq, a predicted model, not a curated record
CUUAAGCGCCGGGUUGGUGACGGUGCCGCGGGUGACAUGGCGGCGGUGCGGGAGCGGUGCUGAAGGGAGGGGGACAGGCUGGACUCGGCAUCGCUGGAAGAGCUGCGGGACGGAGUUCGGCCAGGGCGAGGGAGAAGGGCAGGUAAACGGCCUGCAGGCGUUCAUGUGCAAGAGGGACUCGAGCUGACCAUGCCUGUCUGGUGAAAACGAAACUCAAACGCGAUGUCCCUGCUCUUUACUCGUUCCAAGUCAAUAGUUGCAGUGAAGAAGGAUAAAAGACACAUGGCUGAAGUAAAUGCUUCUCCACUUAAACAUUUUGUCACUGCAAAGAAGAAAAUCAAUGGUAUCUUUGAACAGUUGGCUGCAUACAUCAGUGAGAGCUCCUCGUUCCUGGAAGACACACACAAGAAUGUAGAGCUUGAUCCUGUCACCACAGAAGAGCAGGUACUGGAAGUCAAAGGCUACCUGUCGAAAGUGAAUGGCAUUAGUGAAGUGUUGGCGAGGCGACACAUGAAAGUUGCUUUUUUUGGCAGGACAAGCAAUGGGAAAAGCACUGUGAUAAAUGCCAUGCUGUGGGACAAAGUCCUUCCUUCCGGAAUUGGACACACCACUAAUUGUUUCCUGCGUGUAGAGGGGACAGAUGGACAUGAAGCUUUCCUGCUUACUGAAGGCUCAGAGGAAAAGAAAAGUGUUAAGACAGUAAACCAGCUGGCUCAUGCCCUUCAUCAAGAUGAACUUCUGAAUGCUGGCAGCCUAGUCAGUGUAAUGUGGCCCAAUUCCAAAUGUCCUCUCUUAAAGGAUGACUUGGUGCUGAUGGACAGCCCUGGCAUUGAUGUAACCACAGAGCUGGACAGCUGGAUUGACAAAUUCUGUCUAGAUGCUGACGUAUUUGUCCUGGUGGCAAAUUCUGAAUCAACGUUGAUGCAAACUGAGAAGCAGUUCUUUCACAAGGUGAAUGAACGUCUGUCUCGACCCAAUAUAUUUAUUUUAAAUAACCGCUGGGAUGCAUCUGCCUCUGAACCAGAAUACAUGGAAGAGGUGCGUCGUCAGCAUAUGGAGAGGUGCACCAGUUUCUUGGUAGAUGAGCUGGGUGUAGUGGACCGAGCCCAGGCAGGGGAUCGCAUUUUCUUUGUGUCAGCAAAAGAAGUGCUCAAUGCCAGGAUUCAGAAGGCUCAAGGGAUGCCAGAAGGAGGUGGAGCAUUGGCAGAUGGAUUUCAAGUAAGAAUGUUUGAGUUUCAGAACUUCGAGAGAAGAUUUGAGGAAUGUAUCUCACAGUCAGCAGUAAAAACUAAGUUUGAGCAGCACACGGUGAGAGCGAAGCAGAUUGCGGAAGAUGUUCGUCUCAUCAUGGAUUCUGUGCAUAUUGCUGCCCAGGAACAGCGAGUUUACUGUCUGGAAAUGCGAGAGGAGCGACAGGAGCGUUUAGGUUUCAUUGACAAACAGCUGGAGCUCCUUACUCAAGACUACAAACGGAAAAUAAGACAGAUCACAGAAGAAGUGGAGAGGCAGGUGUCAAAUGCAAUGGCAGAAGAAAUCCGACGGCUCUCAGUGCUAGUAGAUGAAUACCAAGCAGACUUCCAUCCAUCUCAAGUAGUUCUUAAAGUUUACAAAAGUGAGCUACAUAAACACAUUGAGGAAGGCCUGGGCCGUAACAUGUCAGAUCGUUGCUCCAAUGCAAUCACUGCUUCCCUGCAGACAAUGCAGCAAGAAAUGAUAGAUGGUUUAAAACCCCUUCUGCCAGUCUCUUUGAGGGGCCAGAUAGACAUGUUAAUUCCACGGCAGUGCUUCAUGCUCAGCUAUGAUCUGAACUGUGACAAGCUUUGUGCCGACUUCCAAGAGGACAUAGAAUUCCAUUUCUCUCUUGGAUGGACGAUGCUGGUGAACAGGUUUUUGGGACCAAAGAAUGGUCGUCGGGCCUUGAUGGGCUAUAAUGACCAGGUUCAACGCCCUUUAACACCAGCAAAUCCCAGUCUGCCUCCUUUGCCUCAGGGCUCUAUGACCCAGGAAGAGCUCAUGGUGUCGAUGGUGACUGGACUGGCCUCAUUGACUUCCAGAACUUCCAUGGGGAUCAUCGUGGUUGGUGGUGUGGUCUGGAAGGCUGUGGGUUGGAGAUUGAUUGCUCUCUCUUUAGGCCUUUAUGGGCUCCUUUAUGUAUAUGAGCGCCUCACCUGGACCACAAAAGCGAAGGAGAGAGCUUUCAAGAGACAGUUUGUAGAGUAUGCUGGUGAAAAAUUGCAGCUCAUUGUCAGUUACACAGGUUCUAAUUGCAGCCACCAAGUCCAACAAGAGCUGGCUGGGACGUUUGCUCAUUUGUGUCAGCAAGUGGAUGUCACACGAGAGAAUCUUGAGCAGGAAAUUUCUGCCAUGAAUAAAAAAAUUGAAAUCCUGGAUUCACUGCAGAGCAAAGCAAAACUGCUCAGGAAUAAAGCUGGUUGGCUUGACAGCGAGCUCAACAUGUUCACACAUCAGUACCUGCAGCAAAGCAGAUAGUGUGGGAAGAACAGAAAACCAAUGCUGUUUCCCUUCAGUGCUCUCUUAAUUACUCCAGAGAACAUGGUGGGUGAUGGAAUUCCCUGAAGGGAAUAGGCAAAAGCCUAUUGCUGUUUCCAGUUGCUGUGUGAAUGAUAGGAGUCUGCUUCCCUGUUCUGUGUCCCACCUCUAAGCACUAGCUGUUGAUAACUCUUCCUUCCUGUGAGACCAGGCUACUUCAGAAGGAAUGUGUGCUUCAUACAUUCACAGGGGCUUUUUAAAGCAAAAUCAAAUACAGUAAUAAGUUGAUUUAUCAGGCUAAAAGUUACUCUGACACAUCUUUAAAGACUCCUUCAUUUUACUAUAUGAAGGUAGAUCUUUUGACUUCCAAGCCCCGAGUUUAUGUAUGAGUGACAAAUAGCAGUUUGUCUAAACCCAGAUCCCUUGCACAGAGGUGUAACGAUGGUUUCACAAUGAAUUUAUAGCCCAUGCAGGCCUCUCUCUUAGGUUAAUGUUCCAUUAUUAUAGACUAUGACAGAGAAUCACCAUGUCCCUUCGUAGAAAGGUUUAUUACUGUCAAGAUGUUUAAACCAAUGAACAAAACCCAGUUCUCUUCCAGAGCAAGAGGGACUAAGAUUUUGCUUUAGUAAGCUUAUUGUCUUUGGAGUUAGUUUGUUCUCGUUAAGAACAACUUAGUAUGCAGUCUGACCCGUUUCAUAUCAUGGACAAAUAGUUUGCAAGGUCAUAACUAGGUCCUGUUAAGGGGGUAGUACUGAGAAUCUGGCAGCUUUUUGAGGAAGAGAAAUGGGAAAAACCCCUCAGUUGACAGAAUGUAUGAACAACCUGAUGAGUUGAUGACUGUGGGGUCCUUUUUUGGAAACACACAGCUGUGUGUCUGGAAGCAGGCCUUUGGAAUUCCAUUACCACAAUUUGGCCAUAAAACCAGCAUGAGGAUUACAAGCUGUAAGAGAUUUUGCUUCAUGUAGAGUUCCCAUAGGAUGUGACAGUCCAUGCAGUAAUAUGAUUUGAUUUUGUUUCUCUUCUGUUAAAAGUAUGAGAAUGAGCUGGAAGUGGAGCUCCUCUGGAGAGGGGGAAGACCUGUCCCUUUUAUGUUGUGCCAGGGCAAGAAUGGGUCACAGCAACUCUUUUUUUUUUUUAGACAUUAUUUAUUUUCAAAUAGAUUAAAUUAAUCAUUGAGGAUUGCCCUGAAGCAGUUUUGAAUUUGGAGUGACAGAUUUGGGAAUUACAAGGACUUGAGUCUUUUCCUGUUGGAGUUGAUAAAGGAGACAUUUCCACUAAUUUUACUUGUACCAGGAUAAGGUUCCUAUGUUACAAAGUUUCUUUUCCACUUGGUGGGUCAGUAUUUCGCCAUGUGUUGGCUAUAACCUUUUGGUUCCCCACAAAAUGUCUGAGGAAUCCAGAAUUGGAUCCUGUAGUUCUGAGGUUAGUGAGAACCUGAAUCUGGUCAAGUGUCAAACUUCAGAGCAUAUAUGGGCUCUCCUUGAGGAGGCCCCAGGUGAGGUCAGAGCUACUGACAGUGAGGGUUUUUUUCUUACUGUGACAGACUUUUCACUUGCAGAUGGUAUCAGCUGGCCUUAGGAUUUCUCAUUCAUGCUCAGGUGUGCAUGUAUGUUCCUGUGACAAGUCCCUUGUUUCAUAUGUCACAGAAAUUCCAGAAAGAAGCAGUUGCCUGAUACUUGAGGGAGUAAAAAUAGUGAAAUGUCAGUAAGUACUUUAGGCUGUUUUGAGCUUUGCAGUAAGACCUGAAGUAUCUCGAUUGUGUAGGAGCUGACAGUGAGACUCUUGUUCUGUCUCUGGAAUGCAGGAAGCAAACAUUCCACUUCCAGCAGACAACUUUGACUCCAAACCAAACUGAAAAGCUGUUUUCAUCAGAGGGCUGCCUUGGCCUUGGUUGGUUUCUUCAGGCAACCACCAGGACAUAAAUACAUCUUGGAUCAGAUCCAAAAGGGAGUAAGGAAGAAAUUUGAGUCCUUGCCUCUGGAAAUGUGUUCUGUAGGCUUGUGGUGAAGUAUGCCAGAGUAAGUGGAGUUACUGUACCGUGGGUAUUAUGUGAAUAAAUCCAGAUUUCUAGUCUCUCAAGCUAUCAUGUACACAGCUCUAACAGGCUGUGUGCUGUGCUGUUGAGCUAAAACAUUCAGCACAUCCCUAAUACACCAGGAAAUUGUCAGUGCCAGGUAGGGGAAGAUGAAGAUAUAUCACUGCUCAGCAGUUCUAGGCUGACUGAAAUGCUAAGCUUGCUUUAAAGGCAUGUGGUAGCAUCUCUUCAUCAGACCUUUAGGGGAAAUCUGAUAAAUGAGCUGAUCUUCAAGCCAAUAUCUGAUCUGUGAAGGGAAGAGAGAGUGAGGUGCUCUUAGAAUCUGGGGUCUUGGCAGCGUGUGUGUUCCCACAACUGUUCAGGUUGUGAUGGUGUAGGCAUUGCCAUUGCUGUGCUGAAAUGUAACCUGUAGAACAGGGAAAGAAGCACUUGAAAGUUUUAAGAAGCAAAGCUGCUAACAUGGGAGGCAGGAAUGUUUUCAGUGUGUGUGUAACCUGUGUCUUUAGAAGCCUGAGUAUCAACAAUCAGACUUUUAACAGAAAGGUCUAUGAGCUGGAAUCCUGUACAACAGAAUGCAACUGUACUUCUUUAACUCAGAGUGGUGGAGGAACAAACACUUAUGAGCAAGGAGCCUGUUCUCUUC